This is a messenger RNA of Candoia aspera, 1281 nucleotides long. RefSeq names its product collagen alpha-1(I) chain-like. The record is from RefSeq and is a predicted model, not a curated record. NCBI's taxonomy places the organism in Eukaryota, Metazoa, Chordata, Lepidosauria, Squamata, Candoiidae. The transcript has 3 exons. Bases 1 to 1281 code for a protein of 426 amino acids.
AUGUCCGCGCGGCCGCCGAAGCCCGCAACUUUGACUCCGCCAGGCUGCCGCCCCGCUGGUGGCAGGUGCCGCUGGGGAGGGUGCCCGGGCGCCUCGGAAGCCGUGCAGGACGGUCGGCGGCGCCGGAUCAGCGCUGCGGAGCUAGCUUUCUACUUGCGGGCGCUGGCCGUGCGCUUUACCGACGGAAGCCUCCGCUACCUGUGGCUUCGGGCGCCGGCUACCAACCGUCGGCCAUUGAGAGCCCAGCCUCGGGGGGCGCUGGGCCGGGCAGAGGACGCUUUUUCCAUCGCUUUGGGGCUGGCCAAGCCCGGGCGUGCGGUUGGCCGGAGGGCGGCCGCAAGCAGCGCCGGCGCUCCUGGCCAAGGGUUUCCUGGGAACAGCAGCGCGCAAGUUGCGCUCGCCAUUCCCCGCCCCGGGAAGGGAGAGCAGGGGCAACGCGCCGGAGCCGUCGGCGGAGCGCCGGGCAGCCCGGGCCCUUCGGCUGGGCUGCGCGGCAAUUCCCCGACCGUGGUGGCGGCUGGGGGACCAGGCGCCCCGGAGCCGGCCAGGCUUUUGGCCGGGAGUUACGAGGGGUGCGGCGCGCUCCGGCUGGUCGCGCUGCGUGAGCAAAGCCAGCGCUUCUCCUCCGGAAGGCGGCGCUCGCCCCAGCAGCCCGGCUCUUCUGCGGCCAAGCGGGGCUGCAUCGGGCGCUCCCUUCCCGGGCAGGUCGGUGGGGUCCCGCCCACACAUACACCCUCGAAGCCGUGGGCCCCUCUCGCCUCCGGCUGGCAGCCCCCAUCGCGGCUAAGGGAUCAGGCGCGCCGCUUGAGCGGCAGGAAAAACCAGUCGGGCGAGCGCAGGGGCUGGCGGCCAGCCAAGGGGCCGGGAGCAAGCAGACAGCAAGGGCCGAGGGGCUCCGAGCUGCUCAGCUCCCGCCUCGGCGCAGCCCAGCCCCGAACGCGGAGGGCGCUUCCAGCCUUCUCUCGGCCUCCCCCCGUGGGGCGGGGGCGGGAGGGAGAGGCCGCCCUCUAUGCCAGGCGCCCUCGGAGCGGCCGCCCCUCUCCGCGGGCCGAAGGCAGGACCUGGCCCCUCCAGGCGUGGCAGGCUUGCACCGCAGCCUCCUUCCUAGAGGUGCGCGGGGGAAGCGUUCGCUUCGGGCGGGCGCUUGGAAGACCGCAGCGCAACUCCGCUGCUCUUUGCAUUUCCAGAACGGGACCGAACCCGCGAGAGGCUUUGUCAGGCUCCGGCGCUUGGUCCGUUGGGUUUGAAGGUUUUGUAACAUCUGAACUGGGGAACAGUUGA